AUGACACUUGCCGCCUGGCCAGAGAUGAUAGAUUCAUCAAGCACUAUUAAAAACAAAAGCAAAACUUCUCUUGAAGAAAGAGCAAGUGAUAGAAUUCCAAUUGGAGAAUUUUCAACCGAAGAAGAGAUUUCAACCGAAGAAGUUUUAUAUGAAGAUAUAACCGAAAAUUCAGAUUCAGAUUUAGAGGAGCUUAUUUAUUUCGAAGAUUCAUCAGCUACUAGAGCCUCUGAAAUCGAUGGGCUUUAG
Molecule: messenger RNA, 246 nt
Organism: Blepharisma stoltei
Lineage: Eukaryota; Ciliophora; Heterotrichea; Heterotrichida; Blepharismidae
Source: the annotation of a GenBank genome assembly